GUUAACAAUGAAGUCGCCUGAGAAUGCCACCAAAAUUAUAGGAAGUGACCCUUGGGAUAGCAAAACAUUCUCCAGAAAUGGCAUUUUCUAGUUUUCAAUUGUUUUUGAAGACUUUAUUUCUCUAAUAGCUUGUUCAAUUGCAUUACAUGUUUCGGGACAGAACGGCAACAGUUGGGAAUUACGAGUUUGUAGCACGCUUCUUACUCAUAAAGUUAGCGGAGGCUAACGAGCUAGCAUAACCAAAGUUGACGAACUACGCUAAUUGGGUCAGAAAGUCGGUUUUAGGACGGUUCGGACGGGAGCAACACAGCAGAACGUGUCCGCUUUGUGACUUUUGGCGUGGAGUUAAAAGCUGGCUGGUCCACCAAGCUCGCUCGUUUGCGGCUGCCGAAGCAACAAGUUGUUGUCACUGGCAAAGCGGAUGGAUCGUGGCGGGUCCACGACGAGACAGACGAUGGACGGUUUGAAUUCCAGACGCCGGUGUAACGCAUGCGCACCUUGCGGCAGCGGUCCGGUCGCGGCGUCUGACUAUCAUGGCGGCAACGUACGUGGAGAUCCUGAGGAGCGAGUUUCCUGACAUCGACUCCGAAUUGUACGACUAUAUCACAGGCGUGUUAGACGGCUGCGGGGCCGAGUUCGAGGAUGGCGAGGAGGUGUUCGAGGCCGUGGGCGGCGUCCUGCAGGAGGUGUCGGCCGACAGCAAAAACGAGGACGACGUCCGACACAUCUGCCUGCGGAUGUUCAACACGCUGAGACUGAGCCGCUGUCCGUCGUCCCAGCGUCAGGUGCUGCUGGACGCGCCGGUGCAGCUUUCCCAGAUGUCCGUGGAAGCCGCUUCAGCCAACGACGACGUCCAGGGGAUCUGGAUGAUGAAGCGCUCCCAGAAUACGAUGGUGGACGCCAAGAAGCUGGAAAAGGCCGAAGCCAAGCUGAAGGCCAAACACGAGCGACGCAACGAGAAGGACGCGCAGAAGACGUCCGGCCCGCUUGUCCUGGAGGAGGCGUCGGCCAGUCAGGCAAGCAGUAAAAAAGAAGGGCGCGCCGACCACAACCGCAGCUACGACAUCCGCAUCGAGAACUUUGACGUGUCUUUCGGAGAGAGAUGUCUUCUCCAGGGCGCCGAGCUGUCGCUGGCGUCGGGGCGGCGCUACGGUCUGAUCGGCCGCAACGGUUUGGGCAAGACCACGCUGCUUAAGAUGUUGGCCAGCCGCAGUCUACGCGUCCCGCCGCACAUCUCCAUCCUCCACGUGGAGCAGGAGGUGGCGGGCGACGACACCACGGCGCUGCAGAGCGUCCUGGAGAGCGACACGCUCAGGGAGGGGCUCCUCCGAGAAGAAGGACUCCUCAACGCCCGCGUCGCCAACGGAACAGCGGAAGGAGUGGAGAGCGUUCGCCUGUCGGAAAUUUACAGCAAACUGGAAGAGAUCGAGGCCGACAAGGCCCCCGCUCGAGCUUCUAUUAUCCUGGCCGGUCUUGGAUUUUCUCCCAAAAUGCAGCAGCAGCCCACCAAAGAGUUUUCCGGCGGUUGGAGGAUGAGGUUAGCGUUAGCCAGAGCGCUCUUCGCCCGGCCUGACUUGCUGCUACUCGACGAGCCCACUAACAUGUUGGACGUCAGCGCCAUCCUGUGGCUGGAGAACUACUUGCAGACGUGGCAGUCCACCAUCUUGGUGGUGUCGCACGACCGCAACUUCCUGAACGCGGUGGUGACGGACAUCGUGCACCUGCACUCGCACCGGUUGGACACUUACCGGGGCGACUACGAGAACUUUGUCAAAACCAAAGAAGAUCGACUCAAGAACCAACAGCGAGAGUACGACGCUCAGCUGCAGUACAGGCAACAUAUACAGGUGUUUAUCGACAGGUUUCGCUACAACGCCAACAGAGCUGCUCAAGUGCAGAGCAAACUCAAAGUGCUGGAAAAACUGCCUGAGCUCAAGCCCAUCGAGAAAGAAGCAGAGGUCACUUUAAGGUUUCCGGACAACUUUGAGAAGUUGUCUCCCCCCAUCUUGCAGCUGGACGAGGUGGAGUUCUAUUACACGCCGGAGCAGCGCCUCUUCUCCGGACUCAACCUGUCGGCCGACCUGGAGUCUCGCGUCUGCAUGGUGGGUCAGAAUGGCGCCGGCAAGAGUACGGUCCUCAAGCUCCUGAUGGGCGAGCUGACGCCCGUUAGCGGAGUUCGACAAGCGCACAGGAAUCUGAAGAUCGGCUACUUCAGCCAACAUCACGUGGACCAGCUGGACCUCAACGUUUGCUCGGUGGAGCUGCUGCUCAACAAGUUCCCCGGUCGGACGGAGGAGGAGUACCGCCACCAACUGGGGGGUUACGGCAUCACGGGGGAGCUGGCCACCAGGCCCGUGGCCAGCCUAUCGGGAGGCCAGAAGAGUCGCGUGGCCUUCGCCCAGAUGACCAUGGCCCGCCCCAACUUUUACAUCCUGGACGAGCCCACCAACCACCUGGACAUGGAGACCAUCGAGGCGCUGGCCAUCGCGCUCAACAAGUUCAAAGGCGGCGUGAUCCUGGUGUCCCACGACGAGCGUCUGAUCCGGCUGGUGUGCAAAGAGCUGUGGGUGUGCGAGGGCGGGCGAGUUUGGCGCAUGGACGGCGGCUUCGACCAGUACCGCGACGCCCUCCGCGAGCAGUUCAAGAAGGAGGGCUACCUGUGAGGAAGGACCGCCUGGCUGUAUUUAAUGUCAUUUUCGGGGGAUUUUUUUUUCCCGUUGAUUUUAGCGCGCAGAUGUUCUAUUUACUAACAAAAUAAAGCACGCACACCAUGUGA
Molecule: messenger RNA, 2776 nt
Organism: Corythoichthys intestinalis (scribbled pipefish)
Lineage: Eukaryota; Metazoa; Chordata; Actinopteri; Syngnathiformes; Syngnathidae
Gene: abcf3
Product: ATP-binding cassette, sub-family F (GCN20), member 3
Exons: 22
Coding region: 534-2663 (709 amino acids)
Molecular function (GO): ATP binding; ATP hydrolysis activity
Source: RefSeq, a predicted model, not a curated record